Molecule: messenger RNA, 432 nt
Organism: Saccharomyces kudriavzevii IFO 1802
Lineage: Eukaryota; Fungi; Ascomycota; Saccharomycetes; Saccharomycetales; Saccharomycetaceae
Gene: TVP15
Product: Tvp15p
Exons: 1
Coding region: 1-432 (143 amino acids)
Biological process (GO): vesicle-mediated transport
Cellular component (GO): Golgi membrane
Source: RefSeq, a predicted model, not a curated record
AUGUCGGUAAUUCCUCCAAGAUUUUUCAAGAUUGCAAACAUAUCAAUUGGUUGCUUAGACAUCAUUGCUGCCCUUUCGCAAUUGACGUACCUUUUCACCAAUUUAAGCAUCUUUCUCCUAGCCGUUUAUGGACUAGUGCUCUCCCUACCUAUCGUUUAUCUGGAGUUUAAAGUGCCAUCCAACCUCUACAGGUAUGCCUCUUUUUAUUUUAGUUUCCUUGGAAGAGGACUAUCUUAUAUUCUAUUGGGUCUAAUAGUUAGCUUCGGCGGUAUCUAUAACAAGUUGGCAGGCAUACUGACCUUUAUUUUGGGGGUAGCCUUCAUUGUCUUCCAUUUUUCACAAUUUGUGGAAGAGCCUGCUAAUUUCAGAGCGCCGGGCUCGUCUUUGUCAAUUGGUGAUGAUGACAUCGAUGAUGACGAUGACAUGAUUUAA